Molecule: messenger RNA, 863 nt
Organism: Mytilus trossulus (common blue mussel)
Lineage: Eukaryota; Metazoa; Mollusca; Bivalvia; Mytilida; Mytilidae
Product: otolin-1-like
Exons: 2
Coding region: 85-831 (248 amino acids)
Molecular function (GO): protein binding
Source: RefSeq, a predicted model, not a curated record
CGACUACUUGAUUUCUGUGAAAGGUUUUUCCGACUUCUUGAUAUUUGUGAAAGGCCGGUUUCAAAGACGCAGAUUUGUUUCGAAAUGCAAAUUAAAUUCAAAGCAUUGCUCUUGUUUCUUAUUGCAACACACGCUGAUCAAGGAAACAAAGCGAGAAGUUUGUCUUCUGGAGCAAAUGAUCAUUCUAUUCUGACAAUAAUCUUGAAACAACUAUUUAGAUUAGAAGCUAAACAAAAUAGUCCCCCUCAACUUACAGAUUCCUUAGUUCAGACGAUAAACGAAAACAAAAAGUUGUAUGAAGUAUUGCGAAAGCAGUUGACCGUCACCAAAGACGAAACCUGCAAGCUGUCUUCUACAAUCAACCUUUUGAAAACAAAUUUACAAUCGCAAAAGGACAAGUUUAAUAGGGAAAUUUCAGCAUUACGAAAACAUCAUGAAAAAAUACCAGCAUUCACAGCCAUCUUUAGUAAUAAUGGAUAUAUGCCAUUAGCUCGGGGCCAGAUAUUGAAAUUCGAUAAAGUUCGCCUCAAUAUUGGUGGAGGAUAUGACCCGACCACUGGAUAUUUUACUGCUAAGAAAACUGGAAUUUACUUAAUGUCAUGCUCGGUUCGCUCUACAGGAAAAUCUUUACAUGUAACACUUUGGCGAAAUAAUGAUCGAAUCAUGCUUGCUUAUGGGGUAAAUUGGAAUACGGGCAGCAUUAGUAUUGCCGUUGAUGUGAACGUAGGCGAUAAACUUUAUAUAAAACAUAAUGAUGGUUCUUAUGUAAACAACGAAGUUAUUCAAGGUGGAACAACAUCAUUCUUUUCUGGUGUAUUUAUAUCUGGAUAACAAUGGUUUGAUUUUAUAUCUCACAAUCAGAU